Molecule: messenger RNA, 8985 nt
Organism: Euleptes europaea (tarantolino)
Lineage: Eukaryota; Metazoa; Chordata; Lepidosauria; Squamata; Sphaerodactylidae
Product: IgGFc-binding protein-like
Exons: 20
Coding region: 1-8985 (2994 amino acids)
Molecular function (GO): protein binding
Source: RefSeq, a predicted model, not a curated record
AUGGCAACGCGAUUGCUGCUGCUCGGGACCUGGCUGGCACUUCUGUCUGGCCUGUGUACUGCCAGUUCGCGAGGAAAGGAAUUUGUCACCGUGUUCAUGCACAACACCUGGCCAAGCCAACCCGACCCUAAAUUUGAGCUGCUUAUCACCGGUUAUCAUCCUGCAACCACGGUCACCGUGACUGUGAACAAGUCCACCUUCCGCAAAACUAUUUCUGUCAAUCGGGGACAAACCAUGACAGUUGAGCUCCCAACCUCUGUCGAGAUGGAAGGGACAGACAUCCUAGAUAAGGCGGUGUUGGUCCAAGCAGACAAAGAUAUCUCCACCUUCUCUUUCAGCUCCAGGAGAGCCUCAAGUGGGGCCACCAUAGUGCAUCCCGUCCAACAUUUGGGCACACUGUAUUAUGUGAUAACCCCGGUGGGUGCAUUGACCAACACUUUCAAGGAAUUCACAGUUGUUACUUAUCAAGCUCCUGCUAGAGUAGAUAUUCACUUAAAGGGGGCUGUGGUAUUCAGAGGAAAGGUUUAUUCUGCUGGAAGCAACCUUGUUACCAACCUCCAGGCCUUCCAAGCAAUCCAGCUGCAAAGCUCGGUUGACCUGUCCGGUACCAGGGUCGAAUCCACAGAACCCGUGGCAGUCUUGAGCGGGCACAGCUGUGCUGUCCAAAACACAGGCUGCGACCACGUUGUCGAGCAGCUACUGCCCGUUCCGAGCUGGGGGACUGCGUUCAUAGUCCCCCCGCUGUCCUUCCAAAACAGAUUCGACAUCACCUAUGUCGUUGCUUCCCAAAAAACCUGCAUCAAAUACCAUUCUGGGGCCACAGAAACCACCCGUAAUGUGAUUGCCGGACAGGUUAUCCAGUUGGAAGUGCACCCCUCUCGGCCACUUUACAUCACUGCCGAUGUUGGAAUCCAGGUUCUGUUCUUCUUCACUGGUGCCGCAGUAGCAAACGGAGCCUACGACCCAUUCCUCAUUAAUAUUCCAGCUGUAACAAGCUACUGCAGGUUGUAUCACAUUGAUGGGAUGAAGACCUUUGAUAAUUACGCCGUCAUCAUAGCCAAAACCUCAGAAUCCAAUGGGAUCACAUUAGAUAAGAGAGCCAUUGCAAACAUCCAGUGGAAGCCAAUCCCCGGCACACAAUAUUCUUGGGCUCAAUCCAGCCUGGGCACCGAAACUAAAGCCUCUCUCCUAGAGCAUGCCAGCACUCCUUUUGGGCUCCUCAUUGCUGGAGGUUCACGCUAUAAUGGUUAUGGCUCUGUGGCCCUUUGUGCCUGUGGCAAACCACUACCCAGCUGCAGUUCAAUCCAAUGCAGAAAAGAGGAGAAAUGUGAGAUUAUCGAUGGAAAGCCAGUCUGUGUGCCAAAGUCUGAAUCAACCUGCUGGGCACAGGGAGACCCUCACUAUCACACCUUUGAUGGGAAGAACUUUGACUUCAUGGGCACCUGUACCUACACCAUUGCCAAGACUUGUGGGUCAGACACUUCUCUUCCUUCCUUCAGUGUUGAGGCCAAGAAUGAGAACAGGGGCAAUACUCGUGUUUCCUAUGUUGGUUAUGUGGCCGUCGAGGUCUACAACAACACCAUUUUGGUUUCCAGAAAUGAAAUUGGAUUUGUUAAGGUGAAUAACCAGCGUUCUCGGCUGCCCAUCUCCUUGCAUGAUGGGAAACUGCGCAUCUAUCAGAGUGGGAAUUCUGUCAUUAUUCAGACAGACUUCUCCUUGAGGGUCUCUUAUGACUGGAACAGCUACCUGGUGGUGAAGAUCUCCAGCAGCUUUUCAGAGAGUAUAUGCGGCCUGUGUGGUAACUACAAUGGAAAUCCGAAUGAUGACUUCCAGACCCCUAAUGGGGUCUUGGUUCCAACCCCUGUAGAGUUUGGGCGAAGCUGGAAGGUGGAGGAUGGGGACAGGUUCUGCUGGGAUGACUGCCAUGGGGAAUGCAAAAGCUGCCCACCACAGACGGCCAACAAGUACAAAGCUGAGCCAUUUUGUGGCUGGAUCAGCAAAGGAACAGGGGGGCCCUUCGUCCAGUGCCAUUCUGUCGUCGACCCCAGUAUCUUUCUGGACAACUGUGUCUACGACCUUUGCUUGAAUGAUGGCUUCAAGGAUGUUCUAUGUGAAGCACUAAAGAACUAUGCAGACACCUGCCAAAAAGCAGGAGUGACCAUCUCUGACUGGAGGACACCCACUGGUUGCUCUUUGCCCUGCCCUGCAAACAGCCAAUAUAAGGCUUGUGGGUCCGCAUGUCCCGCCACCUGCAACGACCAAGCUGCUCCCACCAACUGUUCCUCGUUGCCUUGCGUGGAGACCUGCCAGUGCAACGAGGGCUUCGUGUUGGACGCCGGGAAAUGCAUCUCCCAGUCUGCCUGUGGCUGUGUUUUUGAGGGGAAACUCUUCGCCCCCAAUGAGCAGUUCUGGGGAGACGGCACCUGCACCCGACGUUGUGUCUGUGACCCUCAGUCCAGACAAGUGAUCUGCCAGGUGUCCAACUGCCGGAGCGGAGAGCAAUGCCAGGUGGAGAAUGGCAUCCAGAACUGCUACCCUACCAGUUAUGCCACCUGCUCAGCUUCAGGGGACCCUCACUACAUCAGCUUUGAUGGCCUAAGGUUUGACUUCCAGGGCACCUGCGUCUAUCAGUUCACCGGGCUUUGUGAGAACAGACAGGACCUGGUGAACUUCCAGGUGGUUGUCCAAAACGACCACCGAGGUAGCCAAUCGGUGUCCUUCACCCGCGUUGUGGAGAUCAGUGUUUACGACACAGUGAUAGUGAUCAGCAGAGAAAACCCUGCCAAAGUCAUGGUGAAUGGCUUGCUGACCAACCUGCCUUACAGUACAGACAACAACAAGAUUUCCCUGUACAGGAGAGGGCAAGACGCUGUAGUCCAGACUGACUUCCAGCUGACUGUCACCUUUGACUGGCAAAGCCGGGUCACCGUGACUGUGCCCAGCACCUACGCAGGAGCCCUUUGCGGUCUCUGCGGGAACUUCAACAGCAACAAACAAGAUGAAAUGACCAUGAAAGAUGGUGGAGUGGCCCCAACCCCGUUGGCAUUUGGUCAAAGCUGGAAAGUUCGGGAGGUUCAAGGGUGCACGGAGGAUGAUAAAGGAGAGUGCUCUAAUCUGCCCGCCACGGAGAGACAGCAACGGGGACUCCGCAAGGAGUGUGGGCUCAUCCUGGAUGAGAACGGCCCUUUCCGAGAGUGUCACAGCAAAGUUGAUCCUGAGGGGUACUUCCACGACUGCGUGUAUGAUUACUGCUUCUUUGACGGCCAGCAAACUGUGAUCUGCCAGGACAUUGCCAGCUACGCAGCGGCCUGCCAAGAAGCGGGGGCGACCAUCCACGCCUGGAGAUCCGAGAGCUUCUGCAGUCUUCCUUGCGCUCAAAACAGUCACUACGAGCUCUGUGCCAGGGGUUGUGACCAGACCUGUGGAAGCCUGUAUACCCCAGUCCCUUGUCCGGAGAAGUGCCAGGAGAGCUGCGUGUGUGAUGAGAACUUUGUGCGGAGUGGCGACCAGUGUGUCCCUAUGUCCCAGUGUGGAUGCCGCCAUCAAGGCCAUUACUACUUGGCAGGAGAGACUUUCUACCCAACGUGCCAAGAACGUUGCGUGUGCCAAACUGGUGGGACUGUGAAGUGUCAAGCAUUCUCCUGUGGACCUUAUGAGGAAUGCAGAUUGUCGGGCGGGAUCCUGAAAUGCCACCCCAUCAGCAGCGCUACCUGUUCUGCUUCUGGUGACCCCCACUACGUCUCCUUCGAUGGAUUCCGCUUCGACUUCCAGGGCACCUGCACAUACACCCUGGCGAAGGCCAACAAAGCCGAUACCACACUGAUACCCUUUACUAUAAAUGUGGAGCACGAGGCCUGGGGGAACGGCAAGGUUUCAGUGACCAAGAUGGUCUCUGUCGAGGUCUAUAACAUCACACUCACCUUACUUCAGAACAAGAAAGGACAAGUGCAGGUGAAUGGUGUGUUCCAGCCUCUCCCAGUGACCCUUUCUGGUGGACAACUCCGAGCCUAUCAGCACGGCACCAAAGUUGUGAUCCACACUGACUUUGCCCUCCUCGUGAGCUACGACCUGCUUUACAAUGUCAGAGUCACGGUCCCGGGGACUUACCAGGGCCAAGUAAGUGGCCUGUGUGGGAACUACAAUGGGAGAAAAGAGGACGAUUUCCUGCUUCCUGACGGCCAGGUGGUGUCUGAUGCAGCUGUAUUUGGUGCGGCCUGGAAAGUGUCCGUCCCUGGGGCAAGCGAAGCCUGCUCAGAUGGAUGCUCUGGAAACAACUGUCCGGUCUGUGAGGAGAGGAAGAAGGACAUCUUCAAACAACGCAACUACUGUGGCCUCCUCACUGCUGUGGAUGGUCCCUUUACAGCUUGCCACAACAAAGUAAACCCUAGCGUCUACUUCAGUAACUGCAUCUAUGAUCUUUGCAUGGGCAAUGGAGACAGCAAAAUCUUAUGCAAGAGUAUUGAGAGUUAUGUAUCUGCUUGCCAAGAGGCUGGGGUCUCCGUCCAGCCCUGGAGGACUCGUUCCUUCUGCCCUCUCAGCUGCCCAGUCAACAGCCACUACGAGAUUUGUGCCAACCUCUGCGUUACCACUUGUGCCAAGAUCACUGACCCGGGAACAUGUCCAGAAACCUGUGCUGAGGGCUGCCAGUGCGACAAUGGCUUCUUCUUUGACGGCCUCAAUUGCGUUACUGCAGAACACUGUGGGUGCUUCGAGAACGGACGCUACUACAAGCCCAAUGAGAAAGUUCUGCUGAGUGAGUGCGGUCAAAGCUGUACCUGCAUUCCAGGCCAAGGGGUGAUCUGUGAAGCCCACAGCUGUGCCGAUGAUGAGACCUGUAAGAUUCAAGAUGGAGUCAUGAGUUGCAUUAAUAAUGAUCCUUGUAAAGCCUUGAAAUGUCGACUCAAAGAAACAUGCAAAGUGGAGAACCAGCAGGCCACGUGCAUCCCUGAGUUCACAGCAAGCUGCUGGGGCUGGGGAGACCCACACUACCAUACCUUCGACGGGCUGGACUUUGAUUUCCAGGGCACCUGCACUUACAUCAUUGCCAAGUACUGUGGAAAUGACUCUACCCUGGUACCUUUCUCAGUAGAAGAGAAAAACGACAACAGGGGAAACCAGGCGGUGUCCUACGUGCGGCUGGUCAACAUCUAUGUCUACGGGUACAAGAUCUCCAUCUACAAACAGGAGACUGGGAGAAUCCGGGUAAAUGAUGAAAUCACCAGCCUGCCUGUGACUUUGGAAAAUGGCAUGAUCAGGAUUCACUCGAGUGGCCUCAGCGCGAUCUUGCAAACCAAUUUUGGCCUCCAAGUUACCUACGACUGGAAUUGGCAUCUGACCCUAAGUGUCCCCAGCAGCUAUUAUGGGUCCAUGUGCGGGCUGUGUGGAAACCUCAACCAAAAUCCAGCCGAUGACAGGGUCUAUCUCAAUGGCACCAUGGCCUCCUCCAUCAUCAGCUGGGCGAGCAGCUGGAAAGUCCGGGACAGGGAUCCCUUCUGCUGGGACUUCUGCCGAGGGAAUUGCCCAACGUGCGAUGAGAGCAAAAGGGUAGUGUACGGAGGUCAACAGUACUGUGGGGUGAUCAGCCAAAGCACCAGAGGACCCUUUAGAGAGUGUCACGCCAAAGUAGACCCGGAUGACUUCUUUGAUAGUUGCAUUUAUGACGUGUGCCUAAAUGGGGGCGCCAAGAACAUCCUCUGCCAGGCACUGGAGGCCUACGCUACUACCUGUAAGAAGGCAGGCGCUACUGUGUAUGAUUGGAGGACACCCUCUGGCUGUGCCUUGCCCUGCACCGAGAACAGCCACUAUGAAGCCUGUGGAAAUGCCUGUCCGGCCAGCUGUUCUGACCGCACUGCCCCCUCCUCCUGCAAGGAGCCGUGCUUGGAAACCUGCCAGUGCAACGAGGGCUUUGUCCUCAGCAUUGACAAGUGUGUCCCCAUCGGGAGCUGUGGCUGCACAUACAACGGAUUCUACUACCGGCCUGGGGAGGAAUUCUGGGCCGAUGAGCACUGUGGCUCUCGCUGCAGGUGCGAUCCCACCCUGGGCAUUGUGGUGUGCAGUCCAGCUGCUUGCAAAGCCAACGAAAGGUGCACCGUGGUCAACGGGGUCCGGGGCUGUAACCCCAUCAGCUUUGCUACCUGCUCAGCAUCCGGAGACCCUCACUACACCACAUUCGAUGGGAAGAGGUAUGAUUUCAUGGGCACCUGUGUCUACCAGCUGGCUGGAUUGUGUUCCAGUGACCCAACCCUCGAAGCUUUCAGCAUCACAGUGCAGAACAACAACCGAGGCAACACAAAAGUAUCCUACACCAAAGUGGUGACGUUGGAGGUCUACAAUACAACCAUUGUGCUGAGCCAGGAGUACCCACAGAGAAUCCAGGUCAAUGGAGUCUUUGUGAACCUGCCUUUCUACCAGGAAGGCAAGCUAAAGGCCUACAUCAGUGGGGCCCAUGCCUUCGUCAAGACCAACUUUGACCUGACGGUCACCUUUGACUGGAACAGCUACGUCCAGGUCAUUGUGCCCAAUACCUAUGCCAAUGCUAGUUGUGGCCUCUGUGGCAACAACAACUUGAACCCCAAUGAUGAUUUGGCCAUGAAGAAUGGGAACCAAGCAACCAGCAUUUCCCAGUUUGCAGAGAGCUGGAAGGUGGCUGAAGUCCCCGGCUGCUCAGUGGGAUGCACUGGGGGUGAUUGCCCGGCAUGUGAGGAGGCGGAGAAACAGACUUACAAAGAUGACCAGCAUUGCGGGAUCCUCACCAAAAACGAUGGGCCAUUCAGGCGAUGCCAUGGGACCAUUGAUCCGGUGUCCUACUUUAACGAUUGCGUCUUUGACUCCUGUCAGUACCACGGACAACAUAGUACUCUGUGCAAUGCCAUCAGUACCUACAUGGCAGCCUGCCAAGCCCUGGGCAUCCAGAUUGACCAAUGGAGAUCAGACACCUUCUGCAGUCUCAGAUGCUCACGUGACUCUCACUACGAACUCUGUGGAAAUGGCUGCCCUGCCACCUGCCUCGGUCUCUCAGCUCCAGAGGGGUGUGAAGCAUCUUGCAAAGAAGGAUGCUAUUGCAACGCUGGGUUUGUCCUGAGCGCAGACCAAUGUGUUCCUAUCGGGAACUGCGGCUGUGUGCACCAAGGCCAGUACUACAAGAAGGAAGAGGAGUUCUACCCCACCGCCUCCUGUCAGGUGCGAUGUCGCUGUGCAAACAGCGGAGCCGUUGAAUGCCGGAACGUCUCCUGUGGGGCCCACGAAGAAUGUAAGGUGGAGAAUGGCAUCCGGGGCUGCCAUCCCGUGGGCUGUGGCCAAUGCAGCUUGACCGGUGGCUCCCACUACCUGACUUUUGAUGGGCGAACCUACGACUACCAAGGCGCCUGCACUUACACUUUAGCUGAAGUCCUCAGAAGGGAUUCUCAGCUGGCAAACUUCUCUGUGUCGGUGGAGAACAAGCGUUCUGAUGAUGGGCGUAUCACUUUGUCCAAGGCAGUUGUGGUGUUCUUGCAUGGGUACACCAUUGUACUCGAGAGGGGAAAGAAGUGGCAGGCCAAGAUAGAUGGAGAGAUCUAUACCCUACCAUUGAGAAAAGAUGAUGGGAAAUUCUGGAUCAAUCAAGAAGGGAACAAUAUCAUUGUGCAUUCUGACUUUGGCCUCAAAGUCCUUUACGAUACCUCCUCUUACAUCUUAAUUUCGGUGCCCAGCAACUAUCAAGGACACGUGAACGGCCUCUGCGGCAACUUCAAUAGAGACAAGACCGAUGACUUCCAUCUGCCUGACGGAAAAAGCACCCAAAACGUGGAGGAGUUCGGGGCCUCUUGGAAGGUCCCCAUCGAUGGUGUUGAGUGCUCAGACGGCUGCGGCGAGAAAUGUCCCGUCUGUGACUCCACCAAGACAGCACCAUACCGACCGGAAAAUUCCUGCGGAUUGAUCCAAGCUGUAUCGGGCCCGUUCAAAAAGUGUCACUCCUUGGUGGCCCCGGCAGAAUAUUUCAACCGGUGUCUGUAUGACAUGUGUGCAGCCAAUGGGGCCGGGCAGUCCCUCUGCCAAAGCCUUGAGGCAUACGCAACUGCAUGCCAAAUAGCCGGGGCUAAACUCGGAGCCUGGCGAACAAACAGCUUCUGUUCUCUCACCUGCCCACCCAACAGCCACUACGAAUUGUGUACCAGGACCUGCGAUUUCACCUGCACCAGCUUGUCCACUCCAGUGCAGUGCGCAAAGAAAUGCUUUGAGGGCUGUCAGUGUGAAAGCGGCUACCUCUUCGACGGUGAUGCGUGCGUAGCGAUCAAGAACUGUGGCUGUGUGCACGACGGGCGAUACAUCAAGGUUGGAGACAGCGUCAUCUUAGACGGCUGCUCAGAAAAAUGUACCUGUGGUGCUUCAGGUCAGCUGGUCUGCGAGGAAACCAGCUGUCAGGCAGGAGAGAUAUGCACUGUCCAUAAUGGUGUGCGUGGCUGCAUAGGGCAAAAAGGGGAGUGCACGCUCACCCCUGGCGCACGGCUGACCUCUUUCGAUGGUGCCUCUGGAGAAAUACAGCACACGGGAGUUUACGAGGUGGCCUCCCAUUGCAACGAGAGCGACCCUUUUUGGUUCAGAGUCGUAGCUGUUGUCCAGGAAUGCGGCAGCUGGGAUGUGGAUGCUGUAUCGACAGUCCAUGUAUUCUUCCAAGGGUUUUUCAUCACUCUGAAAAAGGAUAAGGAGACAUGGGUCAACGGGCAUCGAGUACAGCUCCCAGUGGCCUCUGACGACGUGACCGUGAGCCUCUCCCAGGAUGGGGUUUUGAUUGAUUUGGCCUCUGAAGUUCGCAUUCUCCUCAGGCCUUGUGGGGAAGUGACAUUGAAAGUCAGUGAUCGCUUGGAGGGAAAACUAUGCGCCUCCUGUGGGAACUUCAAUGGGAAUCGUGUGGAUGACCUGCAGCUGCCCAGUGGGAAAGUCGCAGGAAGCAUUUCUGAUGUCAUCGAUGCCUGGAAGGCCAAGGAAUUCUCUGGCUGUGAUUCCUAA